This is a messenger RNA of Trichosurus vulpecula (common brushtail), 4555 nucleotides long. RefSeq names its product purine rich element binding protein G (gene PURG). The transcript has 2 exons. Lineage: Eukaryota; Metazoa; Chordata; Mammalia; Diprotodontia; Phalangeridae. The coding region runs from base 186 to 1226 and encodes 346 amino acids. Gene Ontology annotation, molecular function: DNA-binding transcription factor activity, RNA polymerase II-specific; purine-rich negative regulatory element binding; RNA polymerase II transcription regulatory region sequence-specific DNA binding. The record is from RefSeq and is a predicted model, not a curated record. Gene Ontology annotation, cellular component: nucleus. Gene Ontology annotation, biological process: regulation of transcription by RNA polymerase II.
CGUGCGCGCUCCCGCCCGCCCUCCCUCCCUCCGGGGCUGAGGCGGUUCUGGGGCCCGCCCGACAUCCCUGCAUCCCAGACAGAGAAGGAAGAACGGCAGCCAGGGAUGCUGGCACCCGGGGGAGGAGCGGCGGCGGCCAAGGGCAUCCGCACAGAGCAGAGCAUGGCGGCAGCGCGGACCUAAAGAUGGAAAGAUCUGGGAGAGGAGCUGGAGGAGGAGGCAGGAAUGCAGGAGGGGGCUCUGGGGUCAGCAGAAGCGGCCUUUACACCCAGGCCCAGCAGUCCCCGUGUCCGCACUACCCCCCAGCCGCCGGCACUGCCGUCUGCCAAGCCGGGGCCACCGUGGAGAUCCAGGAGCUGGCCUCAAAGCGGGUGGACAUCCAGAAGAAGAGGUUCUACCUCGAUGUCAAGCAGAGUCCCCGCGGCAGGUUCCUAAAGAUCGCGGAAGUCUGGAUAGGCAGGGGCCGGCAGGACAACGUCCGCAAGAGCAAACUGACCCUGUCGCUGUCGGUGGCAGCUGAGCUGAAGGAGUGCUUGGGGGACUUCAUCGAGCACUACGCCCACCUGGGCCUGAAAGCCCACCGGCUGGAGCACAGUCAUGACAGAGACCACGAUGCCCGCAGGCGGCCACAGUCCUCCGCCCCAUCCCCCCCGGCCUCUGUGGCUUCAGAGGAGCCCCCUCACAGCGUGCUCAAGACUGACUACAUCGAAAGAGACAACAGAAAGUACUAUCUGGACCUGAAGGAGAACCAGCGGGGCCGCUUCCUCAGGAUUCGGCAGACCCUGACCCGCGGCCCCGGAGGCAUGGGUUACUUUGGGCACACUUUGGGCCAAGAACAAACGAUCGUCCUUCCGGCGCAGGGAAUGAUCGAGUUCAGGGAUGCCUUGGUCCAGCUCAUCGAAGACUAUGGUGACGGUGACCUUGAGGAAGUGCAGAGGGGCGGGGAAGAGGAGCCCCUCGAGCUCCCGGAGGGCACUUCCUUCAGGGUGGACAACAAGAGGUUCUACUUUGACGUGGGCUCCAACCGCUAUGGCGUUUUCCUGAAGGUAAGUGAGGUGAGGCCCCCUUACCGUAACACCGUUACUGUGCCAUACAAAGCGUGGACACGGUUUGGGGAGAAUUUUAUCAAAUACGAAGAGGAGAUGAGGAGAAUUUGCAGCAGCCAUAAAGAGCAGAGAAUGGAUGUCAGAAGGGACAGUGGCGAAGAGCAAGAAGGUCUCGACUAGAGGACCGGCGAACUGCCCGUCUGUCCUCCGUCUGGCGUGAUUUGGAGAAGCAUUCCUUCCUCUGGGGGUCCCUCCUUGCCCACUCCAUCUCCUGUCCCUCCACUGUCAGCAGUCUGGUUGUCCUAGUCACACUCUGUAGAACCCAAUAGAAGCCUCCUGGGGAGGUCUGGGGGAAUUCCAGCCUUCCCAGAGCUGCGUCCUUGGCAGCUGAGCACUCGACUCUUGACCCAGGCAGGUCAGCGCGGUGGUGACAUUCUGACCUUUAGAUUAGCGGCAAGGCUUAUAUUGGUUGCACUAUUACCCAAUCCCAAGAAGACACUUGAGCCUGCUGUGGAAGGCUGGGCUUUCUGCCUGACGGGUUUCCCAAAAGGAGAAUUUAGGGAAAAGCUGCUAGGAUAAAUUGUAGGGAAUUUGCUACCAGAACAAAACCAGACUCUCCAUAGUCUGCAUUGCUGCUUAUGAGCAAAAGUAGAAAUCUCAAAAUGUCUGAAAUGUUCGCGCUCCACAAGGGUAGAAAUCUUGGGAACCAGCCACCUCCUUAGGAAGCUCGUUGGCAUACCAUAAUUGGAUGAGUUAGAAUGCCAGUGGUUCUGCGACCGCAUCAUUCUGGGUUCACCCUGCCCUAGACACGCGCCACCACAAAGCCACGCUGCUGGGUGCCCUUCGGGGACCGUGGAAGAUGAGAGGGAUAUUUUUAAUGGUUUUCCAAAUUCCAGAACUAUUUUUAUAUCCCUUUGGAGGGUGGGGGAGACUCCACCUUAUGGUUUUGUGGUGGGCAUGUAGGCAUGGAGCGUUUUCUGCUGAUCCCCUGCGGGGGUUAUGGCUUCUCAGAUGUUAGCUAGCUGGUGGUUUCCGGGUGGCCAGUGAAAGUAGCGUUUUUAGGCUUCUCCUUGGAGAGAGUAGUUAAGGAUUGGGCAAACCGCUUAGAUACACAGAUCUGUCCGUGACUGCGGACUCCAAUCGCACCUUUGUGAUUCAGCCGAUGAGGCUGGCUCAACAUUUCCAAUAGAAACGUGUUACAUACAGGCUGGCUACGUCCAGAAAAAGGAUUUCCCCAGGCUGUGUGCCACAGUGGGAGAAGGUUAUUUAAAGCUUGGUUGUAGGCACUUUUCAAAGCAAAAAAAUAAGGUGCUUUUUGUAACCCUUUAAAAAAGUUUUCUUUACAGAAGAUCUACCCUUUUGUCUAUUUUUAAUAUUAAUUUCAAAAAAGGCCCAGCAAUUUUUCAUCUCCUAAUUAUUUUUUCCCACAAGUGAGCACACAGCACACGUGUGCCUCAGCCAGCUUUCUGUUAAUUGAAUGAAAUUUCAUCUCUCCAGCUGCAUUUUCUUGUGAAUGAAAUGAUUGCCCUUCAUCUUGGAUUUAUUCUGCUCCCACCUCAGCUAUCUAAAAGCCAAACACUGAUUUCAGUCCCCAGAGUCAGCUCUCCCCGAUCUCUGUGAGAACUGGUGGCUGGGAUUGAAAACAGGGCAUGGCCUUUAGCAUACAUGGUUUUUAAAACUCAAAUACUUUUAACAAAAAAAAGUUUUGCACUAAAGUUGCCCCAGAAUGCACUUCAGUAAGCAUGAUCCGAAAACAUCACGGUUCUGAUGAAAGUAGGAGAAUCGAGAAGGCAACAGCUCCUUUCCGUGACCCAGCCGAGUUUUAGGGCGCUGGGGCUCGGGGACAGAUACGGUCUGUUACAAAGGGACCUUCGCAAGCUCGGUGUGUGUCGCUGGACCGUCACGAUCUCUUUGAAGCUGCUGACUAUGAGAAGGUAACAAUCCCGGUGCGCAUGGUGGCGGCCAAGGCACCACAAGGAGCAAGGCUGUUUUCAAGAAGCCGCAAAUGUGAGUAGAAAGAUUCUGUGGCUUUGCCUAAAGCCCAGUGCCGUACACUUGGAGCGCUGGCAUGACUGCCUUGUCAGAUUCCAGCCCCCACCAGCGGGAGGCUCGGGUCGGCCCAGCCUGGUGGGCAGUCCGACACCUAACGUUGUCUCUUUCGUUGUUCCAGUCUAAAGCGUGUGGCGUCGGGUGCCGGUCGAUAGUGCUUCCUUUCUUGCUUUUCAUUAGUCUCAGACAGGAAGUAUCUGUGUACCAAUGCAAAUGCCUGUAUUCAGUGUUCGUGCUGGCAUCAUUUUGCACCAGGUUUUUCUUUAGGAUAGUUGAGCAAAUAACAUUCCAACACGGAUACAUCCUGUACAAGGAAAAAAGUCAUCUGAGAGCUUUCCGUUGGACUGAUGAGUUUCAACUGCCAUAAUCUAGUUACAGCCAACCUUUCGAAUAGUCUGUAAACUAAAUAACGUAUGUAACUAUUUAAUCCCUUAAUUUCUUUUUCCCAUUAUUUAUAUUUCUUUGAAAAAUGAAGGGAAACGGUGUUUUUCUAAGAAAGAUACCCAGGAAGUCACUGGCCAUAGGCUGAUAAAAUCCAAUUCCGAAUUUUGAUGCCAAGGCACCUAGCUAUUGCCAGGUAUCUCCUAAAAUGAGCUAUCACUUUGGCAUGUGCAAUACACCUUUUAUUUGUUGUCGUUUAUCGUUUUGACAUGGAGUUGUACAAAAGAAGGGGAAGCCCUGCCUUGAAGACACUCAGUUCUAAAGGUGCCUGGCUUUCCGAGGGCACAAAAGCGCAUUUCUGUUUGGAACCUGCUGCCGUUACUCUUUUUCAAAACCAAAACCACUCGUUCUCUGUGCAGUCUGAAAGCACUUGAUAUUUGCACAUUGGAAUCCAAGGAGAAAAAGUCCAAAUGUAACAGCAUGAGCUUAUAGGGCUAGAUUUGAAAACGGUUCCUCCCCACCUGUGGCCUGGCGACGUCAGCAGCAGCAAGAGCAUCGCCGUAUCGGGGACCUCGACUUGAGCUGUGUUUGCAAAUCGUUUUCAUUUGUUUGAACCCCAAUAACGUCCAUGCACCUUAAACUUGAGUAGAACACAAGCCUAUUUGCACUAAAGAACACGGCCAAAAACGAAAUCCAAGCUAGGACAGGGUGGACACAAGUAGGCGGAACCUCUCGAAAUACUUGGUUCUUUGGGAGAAUUUCACAUUCCAGCCCCACUCCUAUUUUAGACCUGUGCGGUCCAGGCAGAAGCAUCUGCCCUUUCACUGAUUUAGCGAUUUAAUAACGAUGAUGCACUUUACCUUUUGUAUAUAACGUGUACAUUGCUGCGGCCUGAUGGACGGAAUGUGCUUUGGUAGAGCUGUCUAGUCGGUAUCUGUGUCGAGUGUUCUUCUGCAUGCGGAUGUUUUCUUAGCGCCGUUGUAAUCCCUUGAGCCCAGUGAAUCGGUGUCCUGGAGAAGGGCAGGAAAAAAAACAAAAAUGAUACACAAAUCUCCAAAAUAUUUAUAAUGAAUUUUCGA